GAUGCUGGCGACGAUGUAUCCAGGACACACGUCGCCAUCGUGGCUCUCCGUGCCCUAAUCGGACGGACCAGCGCAGCAAACAGGUCCCAGCCAAACUUUCCCAAUCCCUCCUUACCCAACACGCCAAACCCGUUUGGGCAACGCAUCUACUUCUGCUUUCCUACUGCUGCCACUACUAAGAGUCUAAAUUGCUUCUGUGGACUUCCAUCGUUCUCCUUCCGACGCUGCUGUUCGCCUCUUCCUCCACCACCUCGAAUGCGUUCGUUCCCUACGGAUCAUGAUGUUGUGCUUGCCUAAAAUUUCUGAUCGUCCCCGCUUCGCGCAACUAAGCCCUGUCCUGACAUGGCUGCAGAAGCUGAUGGGAGAGGCACCACAACUUUCCAGCAUAUUGCCCUCAAUGAGCGCAUACUUUCUUCUAUGAUGCGGAAGUCUGUUGCUGCUCACCCUUGGCAUGAUUUAGAAAUAGGUCCUGGAGCUCCUGCUGUUUUUAACUGUGUGGUUGAAAUUGCAAGAGGAAGUAAGGUCAAGUAUGAACUAGACAAGGCAAGUGGGCUUAUCAAGGUUGAUCGGGUUCUCUACUCUUCAGUGGUUUAUCCACACAACUAUGGUUUCAUCCCUCGAACCCUCUGUGAGGAUGGUGAUCCCAUGGAUGUACUGGUACUGAUGCAGGAGCAGGUGGUGCCUGGUUGUUUUCUGCGUGCUCGUGCUAUUGGGUUGAUGCCAAUGAUUGAUCAGGGGGAGAAGGAUGACAAGAUAAUAGCCGUUUGUGCUGAUGACCCUGAGUUUCGCCAUUACAAGGACAUCAAUGAUAUGCCACCUCAUCGUCUUGCAGAAAUCCGCCGCUUCUUUGAAGACUACAAGAAGAACGAGAACAAGGAGGUUGCAGUAAAUGACUUCCUGCCAGCGGAAGAUGCCAUCAAAGCAAUUGAAUACUCAAUGGAUCUCUAUGCUUCCUAUAUCAUUGAGAGCUUGAGGCAGUAAGACAUUACCGGAAUGGGGGAAGUAUUAGACUAUAUAACAAGAAAACAAAUCUUGCUUGACAACACAAAUGUUGUCUUAAUUGAUGUAUAAUGUAUCCUAAGACACUAUGCCUUGUGCAGAUUUGCCCAUGAUCUAGUUUUCCUGUAGUGUCAGGUAGAUACUUGGUUUAUAUCUUGUAGCGCCGCUUAAGACUCUUUGUAUGUUCUUCAUGUGUGCUGCCGCUUGUUUGAUCCCAAGGUACGCGCUUUUUUGCUUAAUGGGGUAUGAUGUUGUAUUACUAAUAUUUAUAGAUUUAAAGCAAAUCUGCUUGAAUUA
Musa acuminata AAA Group (dessert banana) is the source of this 1296-nucleotide messenger RNA. Its product is annotated as soluble inorganic pyrophosphatase-like. Gene Ontology annotation, biological process: phosphate-containing compound metabolic process. The transcript has 10 exons. Gene Ontology annotation, molecular function: inorganic diphosphate phosphatase activity; magnesium ion binding. Gene Ontology annotation, cellular component: cytosol; cytoplasm. Lineage: Eukaryota; Viridiplantae; Streptophyta; Magnoliopsida; Zingiberales; Musaceae. The record is from RefSeq and is a predicted model, not a curated record. The coding region runs from base 343 to 981 and encodes 212 amino acids.